This is a messenger RNA of Vigna unguiculata (cowpea), 639 nucleotides long. RefSeq names its product desiccation protectant protein Lea14 homolog. NCBI's taxonomy places the organism in Eukaryota, Viridiplantae, Streptophyta, Magnoliopsida, Fabales, Fabaceae. The record is from RefSeq and is a predicted model, not a curated record. Gene Ontology annotation, cellular component: cytosol. Gene Ontology annotation, biological process: response to desiccation.
GUUACGUUCUUCACAGAGUUCCAGUGUUAAAGAGCAUCGUUGAAAAGUAAAAAAUGUCGCAGUUGUUGAAUAAAGCGAAGAACUUCGUGUCGGAGAAGGUAAACGAGAUGGCGAAGCCGGAGGCGAGUGUGAACGACGUGGACUUCAAGCGCGUGAGCAAAGAUAGUAUGGAGUAUUUGGUGAAGGUCGCUGUUCGUAACCCUUAUUCAACUCCCAUACCCAUAUGUGAGAUCAGCUACUCUUUCAAAAGCGCGUCCAGGGAGAUAGCAUCAGGAACAAUUCCAGACCCAGGAUCUUUGAAGGCAAAGGACACGACCAUGGUGGAUGUGCCAGUUAAGGUUCCUUACAGCAUAUUAAUGUCCUUAGCAAGGGACAUUGGUGCUGACUGGGACAUCGAUUACCAACUGGAUCUUCGUCUCGUUAUCGACCUUCCUGUCAUUGGCAACUUCACCAUUCCUCUCUCUCACAACGGAGAGAUCAAGCUUCCAACCCUCUCUACCAUGUUUGCCUAAGCCUUCUUCCAUCACCAUCGUUUCUUUUCCCUUUUAUAUGUAUCUUUCAACCUUUCUGCAUCUUCUCAUACUAUAUAUGUACAUGCUCUUAUAAUAAAACCACUCUUCAUAUAUAUUUGGUUGUGAA